Molecule: messenger RNA, 678 nt
Organism: Pygoscelis adeliae (Adelie penguin)
Lineage: Eukaryota; Metazoa; Chordata; Aves; Sphenisciformes; Spheniscidae
Gene: PITHD1
Product: PITH (C-terminal proteasome-interacting domain of thioredoxin-like) domain containing 1
Exons: 6
Coding region: 1-486 (161 amino acids)
Cellular component (GO): nucleus
Source: RefSeq, a predicted model, not a curated record
AUGGGUUACGUCUGCCUCGAAAGCAAACUUACCCAGAGGAUGGAGCUGUUCGUCGAAAGCGACGACGAUGAGGAGCUUCUCUUUAAUAUCCCGUUUACGGGCAACGUGAAGCUAAAAGGAGUAAUUGUGAUGGGAGAAGAUGACGGUACGCAUCCAGCAGAGAUGCGACUGUUCAAGAACAUUCCUCACAUGUCCUUUGAUGACGCAGCCAGGGAACCCGACCAGACCUUCAGCCUGAACCGGGAUCCGGCGGGCGAGCUGGAGUACCCCACCAAAAUUGCCCGUUUCUCCAAUGUUUGCCACCUCUCCAUCCACUUUCCGAAGAACUUUGGAGCGGAGACAACGAAGAUUUUUUAUAUAGGCCUGAAAGGAGAGUGGACGGAGGCUCAUCGCCACGAAGUCACCAUCUGCAAUUAUGAAGCGUCGGCAAACCCAGCUGAUCACAAGUUGGAACAAAUCACCCCACAGACUCACUUCAUCUCCUAACAGCGCUGUCGGGAAUCUCCCGAAGGCUCUGGUACAAGUGUACGGACGUGAUGGGCUGACUCGGACGGAGGUGGCUUCCUGAAGCACCGGAGGCCGUUGGAUCGGGUUUGCGUUCCGGUCCUUGCCUUGGGAAGCAGAGGGCCGAGCGUGUGCCGGUGCCCGUAGGGAGGCGGCCGCCCAGGGCAGCGGCCU